Molecule: messenger RNA, 1065 nt
Organism: Phycodurus eques (leafy seadragon)
Lineage: Eukaryota; Metazoa; Chordata; Actinopteri; Syngnathiformes; Syngnathidae
Product: guanine nucleotide-binding protein subunit alpha-14-like
Exons: 7
Coding region: 1-1065 (354 amino acids)
Biological process (GO): adenylate cyclase-modulating G protein-coupled receptor signaling pathway; phospholipase C-activating dopamine receptor signaling pathway; action potential
Cellular component (GO): heterotrimeric G-protein complex
Molecular function (GO): GTPase activity; G protein-coupled receptor binding; guanyl nucleotide binding
Source: RefSeq, a predicted model, not a curated record
AUGGGAGGAUGCUGCAUGUCGACCGAGGCCAGGGAGGUGAAGAACAUCAGCGGCGAAAUCGAGAAGCAGCUGAGGAGAGACAAGAACAACUGUCGCAGGGAGCUUAAACUGCUCCUCUUAGGCACGGGCGAGAGCGGCAAAAGCACGUUCAUCAAACAGAUGCGGAUCAUCCACGGAGGAGGAUACAACGAGGAGGACAAAUGCAAAUAUGCUAAAUUGGUCUACCAAAACAUCUACGCGUCCAUGCAGACCAUGAUCCGAGCCAUGGAGAUGCUGCACAUCCCUUUCCACGACGCGCGCCAGCAGAUGAGCGCCAACAUCCUGCUGGAGGUCGAGGUGGUCAAAGUCGACCACUUGGAUCAGGAGUACGUGGCGGCCAUCAGGGGAUUGUGGAACGACGGCGGCUUUCAGGAAUGCUUCGAUCGCCGCCGGGAGUACCAGUUGUCCGACUCCACCAAAUACUAUCUGACAGAACUGGAUCGCAUCUCGCAGCCCUCCUACGUACCCAACCUUCAGGAUAUCCUGCGGGUCCGCAUUCCCACCACAGGCAUCAUCGAGUACCCCUUCGACAUGGAGAGUGUCAUCUUCAGGAUGGUGGAUGUAGGCGGUCAGCGGUCCGAGCGCAGGAAGUGGAUCCACUGCUUCGAAGGCGUUACAUCCAUCAUGUUCCUGGUGGCGCUCAGCGAGUACGACCAGGUGCUGGUGGAGUGCAACAAUGAGAACCGCAUGGAGGAGAGCAAGGCCCUGUUCAGGACCAUCAUCACAUACUCAUGGUUCCAGAGAUCCUCCGUCAUCCUCUUUCUCAACAAAACCGACCUCCUCCGGGAGAAGAUCCUGAACUCCCAUCUGGCCGACUACUUUCCGCAGUUCUCCGGGCCUCGUCGGGACGCGUGUGCGGCUCAGGAGUUCAUCCUGAAGAUGUACCAGGAACAAAACCCGGACAAGGACAAGAAGUUCUACCCGCACUUCACCUGUGCCACCGACACGGAGAACAUCCGCUUCGUGUUCGCCGCAGUCAAGGACACCAUCCUGAGACAGAACCUCCAGGUCUUCAACCUGCUCUAA